AUGGUGUUGGGGAAAGAUUUAGUUGGUGUGGCAGCGAAAGUAGGGGGUUGCCGAGGGGGCUCUCAAACAUGUAGUGGGCAGUGGAGGGCCAAGAUGGCAUUUAGCGCGGGCGCGCGGGCGUGGGCGCGCAUGCACGUGUGUCCUAUGAGUGUCAUUAUUCGAGGUAAAUGUUAUGUACGUCUGCGUGGGAGGUAUAAGACGAAAGACUGGGAAUGGGUCGUCGAUGGAAUGGCACUGUAG
Molecule: messenger RNA, 240 nt
Organism: Chondrus crispus (carragheen)
Lineage: Eukaryota; Rhodophyta; Florideophyceae; Gigartinales; Gigartinaceae
Exons: 1
Coding region: 1-240 (79 amino acids)
Source: RefSeq, a predicted model, not a curated record